UACACAUUUUGAGCCCGACUCCAUAAUUGAUUGUGCUGGCACUCAAUCUUCCGCCCAGCUCCGAGUUUUUCCGCCCCAAGUUUUGACCUUUAUGGCCGGCAAGAAGCGCUCCACGCCGCCAUCGCCUAGCGCAAGAAAUCAGGAAGAGGAUUUAGAAGAUGAAGACGAUGUCCCACUGGACAGGAUUCUCCAGCGCCGACGCCUCGCUGCCAAAACUUCUCCAAAACAGACAAAUGGGGCCAGAACUGCAGUUACCGGUGGGCGGCACACUUGGCUUGAUCUUCCUUCGACGCAGUGUCUGAUGUGCGUCUGUUGUAGCCACGACAGCGAAAGUUUCGCCACUCAUCGAGGUGGCCGAACGCUGCAUCAUUGAGUUCCUUCCUGUCGUGCCCAACCGUCUGCGUGUCGAAGUUGUGUGCAGACGCUGGCGCCGGCUGAUUCGUGAGGAACUGCCGGUCACGGAGCUCGACUUUAGCCAUGUUACUGUCCGACCCUUGCUGAGACGCGACGUCAGCGCGAUGCUGGGUCGUGCCGGCCAGCAGCUAACGCGCCUUGUCUUGCCCGACAUCACGCUAGUCGACGCGCAUAUUGAGCUCAUAGUGCAGCAGCAAAACCUCCGCGUCUUCCGGGCGCACAGGUGUGUAGAUACUGUCAUGUUAAUAGGCUGCUGCUAGUUGUGUGACUUGUCCAGUCAUGCAGAGACGCUGUAACUAUCUAAUCGCUGUGCAUAAUGAGAAGGAUGCAGAAGAAACAUAUCUUCAACAUCUUGAAGAAUUGCCCCAACCUCAAGACGUUAGAGCUGUUGGACUGCCGGGCCUUAACGUUCAGCGGGUGGCCGCGUGAUGCAGUGGCGCUGCGCAAAGUGUUUCUCAAUGGGUGCAACUUCGUCACCAACCAAGCAGCUAGUUCGUUGAUUACAGUCUGUGGGGAUACGCUGGAGAAGAUCAUUUUCACGGAAGCGACGAGUCUGGAUUCACAGAUCUUUCGAGACCUUGCUAGACAUGCACGGAGGCUGGAGGAAUUGACGAUAAACGAUUGCACUAGCGUACGGCUUCGCGAUUUCCAGGCCUUGACCGAAGCACUUUGGAGCUCGUUGCGCUGGUUGGAUCUGGCAUCAUGCCGCGGCAUCUCUUCUUUUCCGGUUUGUUCGCGUAAAUUGUGCCGUCACCGCUCUGGACUGCAUCUCACUCAAUCUGGCCAACAGGAUGCUACAAGCUUGCCUCAGCUGCAAGUGCUUAUUUUGGACAAGACGAAGAUCAACGAUGACGGCUUGCGAGGAAUUUCUCAAGUCGCUCCCUCACUUCGAUACCUCUCCCUUCAGGACUGUCGCGCCAUUUCCGACGAUGGAGUCGCUGCUCUUGCGACCUCGGACGUUUCUGAUGGAUGUACAAGUUUAGAGCUUGUUGAUUUGAAGGGUACACCUGUGACAGAUGCAAGCCUACGUGCACUUGAAGCGCGCUGCCCUCGCCUUCACUUAGUGCGUGUUGACUCGUGUCGGUCCGUUUCCCGAAAGAUGAGGAGCAAGCACAAUGAGCGUGCAAGGAGGAUUUUAGCGGGUGGUAAUCUAAGCAAAUGCGAGCGGAUAUUUGCCGAGCGCAAGAAGAUCGAGAUGAUUGACCCCAACAAGAGCAGCAGCGAGUCUGAUGAAUCUGAAAAUGAUCAAGAAGAAGAUGACGACUAUGCCAUUGAGGCCCGACGGAGUGGAGCUUCAUAUCGAAGACGACGAUGAGUAGCCGGUCUGGUCUUGCAAGACGCAGGUGACGUUCAAGGCUUGCGGACGCCAUUGAAGACUAUACAACAUGUUGACGGUUUGUUUCCCCGAACGGAACGGAACUGGAAUGGGCUGCAUUUAUGUUAAUACCCCGAUUCCCACCAGCCUCUAGACGCAAACAACUGAUUGCACUUAGAAGCGGAGCUUCUUGAAGAAGAAGCUGACACCAGCAGCCUUCUUCUCCGACUUGCACGCGGCCUGGUUGAGGUAGCUGUAAAUCAACAUAAAACACGUCAGAAUUUUGCUAUAAACC
Molecule: messenger RNA, 2024 nt
Organism: Phytophthora nicotianae INRA-310
Lineage: Eukaryota; Oomycota; Peronosporomycetes; Peronosporales; Peronosporaceae
Exons: 6
Coding region: 731-1729 (332 amino acids)
Biological process (GO): SCF-dependent proteasomal ubiquitin-dependent protein catabolic process
Cellular component (GO): SCF ubiquitin ligase complex
Molecular function (GO): protein binding
Source: RefSeq, a predicted model, not a curated record